UUUCCAAUCAAUUCUCAACCAAACGUUCGAGCAGCCGCCAUUAAACAGCCUGAAAAUAAUUGAUAGAGAGUACACAGAAAUGGUUAAUUUUCACUGGUCCAUCAGAGCCCGUGAACCACCGAUUAACGAGCUUCAAUAAAAAAUCCACGAGCUUUCAGAAGCAUGUCGUUUUGCGCUUUUAAUCCCAGACGCUUAUUUAUCAUCAAAUUCAAACGCUGUCCGCUGCAAUUUCAUGCAUCACAUCGCCAUUAUCACCGCUUAGUAACUAUAAACGAGUUCAAGCUUUUUUGUGCGCUUUUUAACACUUCAAUUCAACACAAUUGGGCGCGCCGCAGAGUCUCCACUCUAUAUCUUUUUGACUUUGGAGGGGAUUUUCUUUUCUUUUUUCCAUUCCGUCAUACCAGAACGGUCACCGUGCCGCCCUGCAUAACAGGUAGUAGUCCCAGUUUAGUUGGGUAUCAUUACAAUAGUUUACGUCUACCCGGUUUAGGACUAAGAGGGGCUACCUAUAAAGCUCCCGCUUUGGCCUCAACCCAUCCGGUCAAACUACAAAAACAUUCACCAUCUUCCUUCAGAACACCCUUCUCUUCGUCCUUCUUGUCUCUUUUGGGUGCUGGUGGCGGUGCUGGUUGUAGACGGGUAGUGGUGAUGAUGGGAUCUUCCGGUUUGAAGACAGCAAAUUACUUGAGACAUGUGGAAUCUUUGAAAAGUUCCCCAUCUGGGGCUGGUAAUAUCCCACAGUUGAACGCUGUAAUUUUGGGUGAAGCUCUUGCUUCUGAAGAGAAUGAUCGUGUUUAUCCUAGUGAUGAUUUCACUCGCCAGGCGUUGGUUCCUUCACCAAAGAAGUAUUUGGAAAUGUACAAAAGGUCAAUUGAGGACCCUGCCGGUUUCUGGGCCGAGAUUGCUUCCCAAUUCUAUUGGAAGCAAAAAUGGGACCAACAAGUUUGCUCAGAGAAUCUGGAUAUCAGGAAAGGCAAUAUCAAGAUCGAGUGGUUCAAGGGCGGUAUCACCAACAUCUGCUAUAAUUGCGUGGACAGAAACAUUGAAGCUGGAUUAGGUGACAAAAUGGCUAUUUACUGGGAAGGCAACGAGCUUGGUGAUGAUGCCACUCUGACAUACUCUCAGCUGCUCCAUCAAGUUUGCCAGCUUGCAAAUUAUUUGAAAGAUAUUGGUGUUAAAAAGGGUGAUGCUGUAAUUAUUUACUUGCCCAUGUUAAUGGAACUCCCUAUAGCUAUGCUUGCAUGCGCUCGCAUUGGUGCAGUUCAUUCGGUUGUAUUUGCCGGAUUCUCUGCAGAAUCGCUUUCACAGAGAAUCAUGGACUGCAAACCAAAAGCUGUAAUAACAUGUAAUGCUGUUAAGAGAGGCCCUAAGGUCAUCCCACUGAAGGACAUAGUCGAUGCCGCCGUUGUUGACUGUGCCAAUAAUGGGGUCUCUGUAGAUGUGUGCUUAAUUUAUGAUAAUCAAUCAGCAAUGACAAGAGAAAACACUAAAUGGCAGGAAGGAAGAGACAUAUGGUGGCAGGAUGUCAUCCCUAAAUAUCCAACUACUUGUGAAAUAGAGUGGGUUGAUGCAGAAGAUCCUCUUUUUCUGCUCUAUACUAGUGGGAGUACGGGAAAACCAAAGGGUGUUCUCCACACAACUGGAGGAUAUAUGGUAUACACUGCAACGACUUUCAAGUAUGCAUUUGACUACAAGCUGUCUGAUGUCUACUGGUGUACUGCUGACUGUGGUUGGAUUACGGGGCACAGUUAUGUCACAUAUGGACCAUUGCUCAAUGGAGCUUCAGUGGUUGUAUUUGAAGGGGCUCCAAAUUAUCCUGAUUCUGGUCGCUGUUGGGACAUUGUUGACAAAUACAAGGUGACAAUAUUCUAUACUGCACCAACUUUGGUGCGGUCUCUUAUGCGUGAAGGUGAUGAGUAUGUUACCCGCUAUUCUCGCAAAUCCUUACGGGUCCUUGGAAGUGUAGGCGAGCCUAUUAAUCCAAGUGCAUGGAGGUGGUUCUACAAUGUAGUUGGAGACGCAAGGUGUCCUAUAUCUGACACUUGGUGGCAAACUGAAACUGGUGGCUUCAUGAUUACUCCGUUACCUGGUGCCUGGCCACAGAAGCCUGGUUCUGCUACUUUUCCUUUCUUUGGGGUUCAGCCUGUCAUAGUAGAUGAGAAGGGUGUUGAGCUUGAAGGCGAGUGCAGUGGGUACCUUUGUGUGAAAACCUCAUGGCCUGGUGCAUUUCGGACUCUUUAUGGUGAUCAUGAAAGAUAUGAAACUACAUACUUUAAGCCUUUCGCUGGAUAUUAUUUUUCUGGUGAUGGCUGUUGCAGGGACAAGGAUGGAUAUCACUGGCUCACUGGACGAGUUGAUGAUGUUAUCAACGUUAGUGGACAUCGUAUUGGCACAGCAGAAGUGGAAUCUGCUUUAGUUUCUCAUCCACAAUGUGCAGAAGCUGCUGUGGUUGGCAUUGAGCACGAGGUGAAAGGACAGGGCAUAUAUGCAUUUGUAACUCUUGUGGAGGGUGUUCCUUACAGUGAGGUACUCCGGAAGAGCCUUAUACUCACAGUGAGAAAGCAGAUCGGAGCAUUUGCUGCGCCUGACAAAAUCCAUUGGGCCCCUGGCCUUCCGAAAACAAGGAGUGGAAAGAUAAUGAGGAGGAUUCUGCGGAAAAUCGCUUCCAGGCAGUUAGAUGAGCUUGGCGACACAAGCACACUCGCAGAUCCAGGUGUGGUGGAUCAACUAAUUGCACUUGCAGAUAGCUGAAACUGCCAAUGGAAGCUCAUCCGUCAGGAUGUUUUGAGUACAGUUACUAUACCUCACCAGACAUGAGUACUUCGGGCAACCACUUUUCCUUUUUCUCCUUCAUAUUCAUAACUCAGGCCUCAUUUUGAACCUUCAAAUCACUGUAAUAAAUAAAUAAAAUCAAAGCAAGGUUCCAUAGGUUUUCUAUUUUCACUAUUCGUUUUUAAAAAAUUACAAUUAUGUUGUUCCAGGAGUCUUGUCCAGGACUUGUAUUAUAUUUUCCGAAAUAAAAAAAAUGCCGGUCGUUGUUUUAUUGGUAAA
Messenger RNA from Mangifera indica (mango), 3051 nucleotides. Its product is annotated as acetyl-coenzyme A synthetase, chloroplastic/glyoxysomal-like. The record is from RefSeq and is a predicted model, not a curated record. Gene Ontology annotation, molecular function: acetyl-CoA synthetase activity; AMP binding. NCBI's taxonomy places the organism in Eukaryota, Viridiplantae, Streptophyta, Magnoliopsida, Sapindales, Anacardiaceae. Bases 163 to 2751 code for a protein of 862 amino acids. The transcript is spliced from 20 exons.